UAUCGAGGCUUUUAACUCCUCAGAGAAGGGAUUUAUGAAUUCCAGUCGACUAAUUGGAGAUUGGGUUCAGGUGUCAGACUUGAAAGAUUCCAUGGGAGAAAGAGAAAUGUCUGAAAUAAGAGAAUCUUUACAGAAAAGAAAAUCCAAGUACAUCAAAACGCAGCCAUUGUACCAGAAUUAUUGGUUGCAGACCAUGCACAGAACCCCCCCAAAACCUGCACAAGACUCUUCUGUAGUGGAUGCAACUCUGUCCCUGGCUGGCUUUGUUGCAUCCUCCAUACUGAAUUCUUCCUCCCAGCUUUCUCCCAAAGAUUCCAGCUUCAUGUUCUGGCAUCAGGUCCCAGAGGUGAAGAACAGUGGCCUGUUGGAUGUACUUACUGCCCAAGAGCACAAGCUGCAGGAGGCAAUGUUUGAAGUUAUUACAUCAGAGGCUUCUUACCUGCGCAGUUUGACUGUGGCUGUCAAUCACUUCAGUAAGUGUCCGGAACUGUUGGACAUACUGACUCCCACAGAGAGGCACACACUGUUCUCCAACAUGCUGGAAGUGAAGGAAGUAAGUGAGAGGUUUCUGCUGGACCUGGAGGAACGUCUGGAGGAGAACAUUUUUGUCAGAGACAUCAGUGACAUUGUGCUGCGGCACUGCAUUGAUUUUCGCAGGGUCUAUGUUCCAUAUGUCACCAAUCAGAUGUACCAGGAGAAGAUGCUGCAGCAGCUCAUGCUGAAUGAUGAAUUUGUGCAGGUCCUGAAGAAGUUGGAAGUUCAGCCCUUGUGCCAACGGCAGCCCUUGAAGUCCUUCCUCAUCCUGCCGUUCCAACGAAUCACACGAAUGAAGAUCAUGCUGGCGAAUAUAUUGAUGUUGACUUCACCAGAAUGUCCGAUGUUGGAAUCAGUCAGGAGAGCUGUAGAAACAAUUGGUGAGAUAGUGCAUGCAUGUAACGAGAAUGUAAAGAUGAUGAGACAAAUUGAGGAGCUGGUCUCUCUGGAGAAGAGGUUGGAAUUUGUCAGUACCAAGUCUCUUCCUCUAAUCUCCCAAACUCGCUUCCUGGUCAAAGAAGGGGAGCUCAAUGAGCUGUCCAUCCCUGAAUCUGGACACAAACUGGGAAAUGCACCUAAAGCUAUAUACCUUCAUCUAUUUAAUGACAUCUUGUUGCUGUCUCAGAAAGAAGAAGAUAAGUUUUCUGUUGUGGACUAUGCCAGGACCUCCAGGGUGAGAACUGACUGCCUUAAUGGGAAAUCACUGGUUUUUAACCUGUGCCUGUCUGAGAAUCACAAAGGAGUCACCAGGAAUUUAAUCUUGGGAGCAGGAAAUGAGUCUGAAGCCCAGGAGUGGGUGGCAGCCAUUUCUGCUCAAAGUGCUGAAAGUGAAUCACAAAACAAGAAUGCUGGGAGAUGCUGAGCACUGAUCUGCUUCAGUGUCGGAAGGAAUGAAGUGGACCCAGUGUCUGAUCUGCCCAUCUUCCCCAUCCACCUGUCAGUUGUGUUGCUUGCUGCUGAACAAUGACUGCAAUGCUGAGGGAAACAGAUUAGGUUGAACCCUGUCUAACUCUCCUGUAUGUUAGUGAAGCUAUGAAGCUAUAACAUGUCACAAAUUAAUCCCUGUUACAUAAAGGUUGAGGACCAAAUUGGACAUUAAGCUGGCACGUAAAAGUGAGCAACUUUGAUCAUGUUCCAUUUGGGGAAAUUCAUUGGAAAACCUAGUUCUGAUGGAAAAAGCCUUGUGCUUGAUUGAUUAUUAUUGGAUGGCAUUGGAUCAGAGAUAAACUGUGUCCAUCCAUUAUAAACAUUUAUUGAAGACUGCAAUAUCACAAAUCUAUUAGUGUGAUUCCAUAUUUUGACACAAAGGUCCUUGUGGAAUUGCCUUUAUUAGGCUACACGACCAAGGAGAUGCCCAGAAGCCAGUUCCUUUUCAUGGACAGUGCUAGCCUUGAUAUUUGGACUUGUGGAACCUGGACUUAAUGAGCCACAUGCAUUGCUCCAAUACAAACCUGUUCUGUCUUCUCACAGUGGCACCUUGCCUGUUUUGGACUUCUGAUGAACCAGGUUUUGUGUUAUGUCGAAGAACUUGGGCCCUGGCUUUGCAGAAUCAUGUGGGUACUUCUGAACACUGGCAUUUAUCACACUUGUGAAAUUCUGCAAAUAAUUUGCUUCUGUUUCUUUUAUCAUAAUGUGCAAAGAGCUAAUAAAGAUUUUAGGGUUUACUAAACUUUCCACAAGUUCUCUUCACUCUAUCAACCUCCAUUUCUCCAAGAUUCUGCCCUCCAGUUUAAUAGUUCCUUUUGAGUUUGGAACUGUAAUGCAGAUUGUGAGCUGCUGCAUCCAAUGGGGAAAUGUAUUUGCCUGUUGCUGAUCUUGGUGCCUAGUAGCAGUGAUUAAAGAUCA
Messenger RNA from Pristis pectinata (smalltooth sawfish), 2379 nucleotides. RefSeq names its product rho guanine nucleotide exchange factor 19. The transcript has 12 exons. The record is from RefSeq and is a predicted model, not a curated record. Gene Ontology annotation, molecular function: guanyl-nucleotide exchange factor activity. Bases 35 to 1396 code for a protein of 453 amino acids. Gene Ontology annotation, biological process: activation of GTPase activity. Lineage: Eukaryota; Metazoa; Chordata; Chondrichthyes; Rhinopristiformes; Pristidae. Gene Ontology annotation, cellular component: cytoplasm; nucleus.